AGAACUUAUUGAUUACGAAUGUGUAUUUUUGAUUAGCGCGACGCCUUUUAAUGCAGUCUGAGAAAGUAUCUUUACUAGCCAUCAAAAUGCGCACACAUUGGACCGCCAAUUAAGCACGGCUAUAAUCAAAUAUUUGCGCUGCUAUUUAUCCACCCGCUUUGAACCCACACCAUUGUCGUAAACACGGCAUUUAUUUUGGGGGCUUUUAUUGUCUCGGCAUCCGUCACUGUUUACCUUUUGGUCAUUGCGCUGUAACCGUAAAGAAAUGUGCAGGUUCAUUUCAAUAUAAUUAGCAGCCCAAUGCGUCUUUAAGAAUCCAUAACGGCGAUUUACAGCUACGCUCGUAUCCUGCAUUGAUACACAUGCUCUGACAGGUCGUUUAUAUAUCGCGCAGCGAAAAUUAAUACAACAAAUACUCGUAUUCCUUGGAAAGCGAUACGUCCAAUGACAACACCGUCUGCUGUGUUUUAAAAUAAGCAUAAACGCCGGGAUCAGCGUUUACCUGGGGCGCAGUCACGUAUCGUGUAAUGCGAUACAAAAAUAUACGGCAUGUGUUUGUUUACAAGUUGUAAAAGGAGUCGGCGAUAAGAGCGACACAUCGACCGUGAUGCGAUAGUGCCACUCACGGCAACAUUUAUUAGCACAGCUGGAACAACCACACAAUUAACGCUAUCAAUUAAAGGCACCUGUGCGAUAUGAUAACACACAGCAGGCGCCGUAUGCUGAUUGGCUGGAUCCCAUCGAUUUCUCGUAAGAUUUUUCACAGCAGCGUGGUGCUCGUACGAGUGAUCAGCCGUGCAGCGCCGGGCGAACCUUGCCAACGCUAAUGAGGCAUUGUCGAGCAGCGGUGCGUACAUUUCGACUGUCUUUACACUCGGUGAUUAGCAUAGACAGGCAAAUCUUAAAGCCGGUUCGUACAAGUUGUACGACAGCUCUACUCUUCACUCUCUCUCCGCUCUCUCUCACUUUGCAUUCAGCUGGGUCGAGGUCACAUCUUGGUUGAUGGUGAGAGAAUGGCCGAGUCAGAAAGCCAAAAACAGACGAGAUCACAUUAAUGCUGAGAGAGACCCAGCUCUCGCCUGAAUAUAUCCUUCAGCAGACGUUUGAAUAAACACGCCAGCCUUGCUUGACGAGUUUUCCGCAACUGGCAAUGGCCGCCGUGUAUCCACCAGGAAACGCCAUACAGGAUAUUUAAAAUUAAUAUUAAUUCCUCCAAUUUUCUAUCAUGUUAUCGGAAUCUCCUGCGGCGACGGCGGCCGAUCAUCUGCGCUUCCGCUCCGCUGACCGCCGGCCGCCGGCGCUGCGCCCCGCGGGCGGGGGCGCGGGCGGCGCCCACUCCAACACCAUGCCGGGGAUUAAAGCGGCGGCCGAUAAGUACGAGCGCUUCCUGGAUGAUAUGGAGCUGGAGUUCGGGCCGGGGAUUGUCGACCGGCUGAAGAGCAAGUUUGUGGCGGGGGCCACGGGGGCUGCCGUGCCCGUCGGCGCGUCCUACCUGCAGCAUGUCGCAGGUCGCAGUGGUGGUGAUCCAAUGCGGCGUGAUUCGCGCGACACCAGAAUGAUCACAUCCAGUGUGUUAACGCAGAAGCUCCUCGCCAACGACAACCUGGUGAUAAUCGAACGCACCACAACCGCCGCGUCACAUCCCCGUCCCCCCCAGACCGCCAGCCAACUGGCCGUCCAACUGGUCCACAACAGUGAGUGCAUCGAGGGAUUGGUGUCGCAGUACAAGGCCAUGUUCGAGAAGGACGACCACGCCGUGCCCGUGGGGCGCCGCAAACGCGGGGCCAAGGAACAGGAGACCCCCUCGCCGCCCCUGGUGAUGGCGGCCCCCCGCGGGCCACCGCCCCCGCUGCCCUUGAGGAUGCAGCCCCCCACCCCUCCGCCGCGACCGCUGAGGAAGGCGCUGCUGGAGAGCGCCAAGAAGCCCAGUGGGGAGGGCUUCCCGAAUCCGCUCCCGGGGGUGGUGGAGGGGAGUAGCGUGGAGAAGAAGGAGGAUGUGGUGGAUGCGGUGACUAAUGGAGGGCGACCGCAUGCAACGCUGCCAGUGUUGAAUGCUCAGGAUGGGCCCGGGAAGAAGCCUGUUGGGGAAUCUGUGCAAAUUCGCCCCGCCCCGCCGGUGGCGCCCCGCCCCCUGCAGUUAAAAUCCCCCUUCGUCCCGUCGCCGCCGCAACUGGCCCCCGCCACCGAACCGGCCAAAUCACCGCAACCAAAGCCGGUAACGACGCUGAACCGUCCCAUCAGUCCGCUGCGCAAACUGGACAAACUGGACACCCUCCCGCCGCCCUUGCCGCUCACCACGCCCCCGAAACUCCCCGCGGAACUGCCCAAACCCCUUUCCUCCCCGCCCAAACCCGUCGCCGACCCGGUGGUGCCGCUCAAACCACUCCCGGACCCUCCGACACCCCCGAAAGUCCUGCCUCCGGGAUCCCCGCCGAAAUCGAGUCCCGCGGAGCCGAUGGCGCCGCUCCGAGCGUUCCCGGAUCUUCCGACGGUGCAAAACAAUGUAUCUUCGGGUUCCCCGCCGAAAUCGAGUCCCGCGGAGCCGGUGGUACCGCUUCGAGCGUUUGUGGAACCUCCAGCGGUGCAGAAGACCAUCGUGCCGGGUUCCCCGCCGAAAUCGAGCCCUGCGGAGUCGGUCCGAGUGUUCCCGGACGCGUCGACGACCUCGAAGACGAUUUCCCCGGGGUCCUCGCCGAAAUCGAGCCCUCCGGAGCCGGUGGCGCCGGUCCGACCAUUCCCGGACGCAAAAGCUCAAUCGCUGAGCUCCGCACCGAAACCGUCCGCCUCGGUGCCCCUCCGCCCCUCUUGGGACCCCCCGGCACCCGUCAAACCGCUGUUGCCAGCCUCCCCGCCCAAGACGGCCGUCACCGAGCCCCUGAAACCCUCCAACGAGGCCAAACGCAGCCUGCACGACUCCCCGGAGGCCGGCCGCGCCCUGGACGCCCCCCGCACGGACGCCCGGCCCCCCGAGAAGGUGGCCAAGGUGGAGAAGGGGCGCGGAGAGGCGGAGAAGGAGAACGUGACCCCGCCGGCGCUGAAUCUGCGGCUGGGGUUGAAGAAGACGGCCAACUACGGCAUGACGACCAUCAUCGACACCCGAUCGCGGCCCAUCGAGCCGGUACAAUCGGCGCUGAAGAUUGAUGAUCCGUCCUUGUUGACAUCGCUCAAGGAUUUAGGUUCCCCCGGGCGCAGUCUGUCCAGCCGCGGGGACACCGGCAGCGGUGACCUUUCCUACGAGUUAGAAAUGGAGACGGUGCGCAUGAUCGUCAUCGGGCACAACGUCCCCACGGGGAGCAAGAGCAGUCUGCGGACGAGCAGCACAGCGCGCUCCGUCAAGCAUCUGCGCAUCACCUUCAACGACCAGGCCACCACCACGCACGAGUACCCCUCGGAGCGCUCCCUCGACCGGCUGACCAUUGACAGCUAUUCCAGCAGCCAGUGCGUCAUCAGUCUGGACAGCGCUGACGACGCGGAGGACGGCCGAGAGACCGACACGGACGCCGUGGAGGACAACGGGGACGAGGAGGAGCAGCGCCGCAUGGAGGCCCAGGUGCCCACCCGCGAGGGCGAUCUCCUGCGCAAAGCCAAGGCGCUGGCCAAUUACAAGGUGGGAGCGGAGAAAUCCUUCGCCCUGGGCGUCGAACGGCCCUCCUUCGCUGACGUCCCCGUCGCCGGCCCCGCCACCACCCCGCGGAGCCCCGCGCCCCGCCCAAAGCCCCGCAGUGGUGCUUCCAGACCGCCGACGACGGCAGUUUCUCGCACACCACCUCCGACGCCGACGACCUCCUCUUCUAACCCCCCCACCCCUAAAAUCAGCGUUUUUGUUACAGUAAUUACGAGGUUGUGUUUUAAUUACCGCCGCGAUGGAGAGCCGUGUGGCCGGCUUUCCGCUUUCACUCGGCUACUCAGUUAAAAUGGGACGCUGCUGGUUUAUGUGAUGGACGAGGGAACGCGGAUGACUGGUUCCCAGUGGUUGUUGGGUUUGUUUUUUGAUACCGUGCUGCUAGUUUUUUUCAGACUGUGUGUCUGGCCUCUUUUGUUUUUCCUUCCUCUCGCACUCUGACCGGGAUAUCUUUUGUCGCCGUGUUUUUUUUGUAGCCUGUAUAUUUUUCCGGCAAUUAUCGUGACCGCUCAGCCGCGUUUUUUUUUAUUAAUUCGCGUUACGAAUAAAACUAUCC
Paramacrobiotus metropolitanus is the source of this 4178-nucleotide messenger RNA. Its product is annotated as proteoglycan 4-like. The transcript has 6 exons. The record is from RefSeq and is a predicted model, not a curated record. Lineage: Eukaryota; Metazoa; Tardigrada; Eutardigrada; Parachela; Macrobiotidae. The coding region runs from base 1226 to 3913 and encodes 895 amino acids.